CACGCGCGCGCAUAGCCGCUCUCCCUCAGACACACUGGAGGGAAAGGUCAAACUAAAGGCGAGCGAGCGGAGAGACCGGAGGGAGCCGCUGUCGCCGCUGCCGCGCGCCAUGACGGACACGGCCGACGCGGCUUUCUCUGCGCGGACACCACCGAGCCCCUGCUGUCGCCGCGCCCCCCACUCCCGGCGCUUGUGCGUCCACGCGCUCCCCCCCAACCCCUGCUCCUGGCGCGCGUCGGGUCCGGGGCGCGGGAGGGUGGGGGCCGCGGCGGGCGGACGACCUCCUCGCGCGCCCCCGACGCCCUCGCCCCAGCCCCCGGGCGACAGCCGCCCAGAAUCCAGGAAAGCCGGUGGGGUUUCAGACUUCUUCGUUCCCUGGGACUUUGCCACCACCUCAGACCUCCGUGCAAUUGCCAGGCCUACUUGUCCUCAGAGGCUGCCAGGCACUUGGUGGUCCCCAGGAGAGUGGCCCCUUGUCCUGAUGGCUUUCCAUCUUGGGCCUGCCUCAUCAGGAGAAUUUGAGAACACUGCCAUCUUCAUGUGUAAAUGCUGUAACCUCUUCUCACCAAGUCAGUCGGAACUCCUCUCCCAUGUUUCCGAGAAGCACGCGGAAGUGGGGGUGAAUGUUGAUGAGAUCGUCAUCCCCCUCAGGCCUCUGAGCACUCCCGAACCCACCAACCCCAGCAAAACCGGAGAUGAGUUCUUGGUGGUGAAGAGGAAAAGAGGCAGGCCUAAAGGGUCCACAAAGAAGCCGUGCCCUGAAGAGGAGCUGGCGGAGAGCAUUGUGAGUCCCGGCGAGGACAGUCCGCUGGCGUCCGAGGACGGGAACAGCCUGCCUCUGAGCAGCUUGGAGUGUAGCAAAUGCUGUCGCAAGUUUUCCAACACGCGCCAGCUGAGAAAGCACAUCUGCAUUAUCGUGCUGAAUUUGGGCGAGGAGGAAGGAGAAGCAGGAAAUGAGUCUGACAUUGAAUUGGAAAAGAAGUAUAAGGAAGAUGAUCGAGAUAAGGCCCCGAAAAGACCCCGGACCCAGAAAACAGAGAAAGUCCAGAAAAUCUCCUCUGGCAAGGAGGCUGGGCAGAUGCCUGGAGCGAAGAAACCCAUCAUAAGUGUGGUCUUAACUGCACACGAAGCUAUUCCAGGUGCUACCAAGAUUGUUCCGGUGGAAGCGGGGCUCCCGGAAGCAGAAGCAGCCAGUCCCGAGACCGCCGUGGCAGACCCAGCUCAUCGAAGAGGGUACCAGGAGUACGCCAUUCAGCAGACCCCGUACGAGCAACCCAUGAAGUCCAGCAGGCUAGGUCCCACCCAGCUCAAAAUCUUCACUUGUGAAUACUGCAACAAGGUUUUCAAGUUCAAGCACUCACUGCAGGCCCACCUGCGGAUCCACACCAACGAGAAGCCGUACAAGUGCUCUCACUGCAGCUAUGCCAGCGCCAUCAAGGCCAACCUCAACGUGCAUCUCCGCAAGCACACCGGCGAGAAGUUUGCCUGUGACUGCUGCUCAUUCACCUGCCUAAGCAAAGGACACCUCAAGGUGCACAUUGAGCGGGUGCACAAGAAGAUCAAGCAGCACUGCCGCUUCUGCAAAAAGAAAUACUCUGACGUCAAGAACCUCAUCAAGCACAUCCGUGAUGCACACGACCCCCAGGACACCAAGGUGAAGGAGGUCCUGGACGAGCUCUGCCUGAUGACCAGGGAGGGCAAGCGGCAGCUGCUGUACGACUGCCACAUCUGUGAGCGCAAGUUCAAGAAUGAGCUGGACCGCGAUCGCCACAUGCUGGUCCACGGUGAUGAGUGGCCCUUUGCCUGUGAGCUCUGCGGCCAUGGGGCCACCAAGUACCAGGCAUUGGAGCUGCACGUCCGGAAGCAUCCCUUCGUGUAUGUCUGUUCCCUGUGCCUCAAGAAGUUUGUCAGUUCCAUCAGGCUGCGUUCGCACAUCAAAGAGGCACAUGGGGCUGCCCAGGAGACCUUGGUCUUUGACAGCUCCAUCAACCAGAGCUUCUGCCUCCUGGAGCCUGGGGGGGACAUCCAGCAAGAAGCUUUGGGGGACCAGCUGCAGCUGGCAGAAGAGGAGUUUGUGUUCCAGGGGGUGAAUGUCCCCAAGGAGGUGGCCUGUCCUGGGGUUGCUCAGCCUGAGGUGGGACGGAAGGAGCCAGAGGCCCCUGUGGAAAUCCCCACCCCACCUGCACACCCAGCCCCGCCACAGGCUGUGAACUCUGCCCCGCUGUCCUGCAAGCUGGAAGCCUCCUCAGAGUGCCAAGCUGACACCACAGCCUUCAUGAAGAUCCUGGACGGUUUACAGAAGAAGCAAAUGAACACUGGCUUGUGUGCAAGGAUCCGGAAGGUGUAUGGAGACCUCGAGUGUGAAUACUGUGGCAAACUUUUUUGGUACCAAGUGCAUUUUGAUAUGCAUGUCCGCACCCACACCCGAGAACAUCUGUAUUAUUGCUCCCAGUGUCAUUAUUCCUCCAUCACCAAAAACUGCCUUAAACGCCAUGUAAUUCAGAAACACAGCAACAUCUUGCUGAAGUGUCCCACUGACGGCUGUGACUACUCGACUCCAGAUAAAUAUAAGCUACAGGCCCAUCUUAAAGUGCACACAGAGCUGGACAAAAGGAGUUAUUCUUGUCCUGUGUGUGAAAAGUCUUUUUCAGAAGAUCGAUUGAUAAAGUCACAUAUCAAGACCAACCAUCCUGAGGUCUCCAUGAGCACUAUUUCUGAGGUUCUCGGGCGGAGGGUUCAGCUGAAAGGGCUCAUUGGAAAGCGAGCCAUGAAAUGUCCAUACUGUGAUUUCUAUUUCAUGAAGAAUGGCUCAGACCUUCAGCGUCACAUUUGGGCUCAUGAAGGUGUGAAACCCUUCAAAUGUCUUUUGGGUGAGUAUGCAACACGCAGCAAGAGUAACCUCAAAGCGCACAUGAAUCGUCACAGCACUGAGAAGACGCACCUAUGUGACAUGUGUGGCAAGAAAUUCAAGUCAAAAGGGACAUUGAAAAGCCAUAAGCUGCUUCACACCGCUGAUGGGAAGCAGUUUAAGUGCACCGUGUGUGACUACACAGCAGCCCAGAAGCCACAGCUGCUGCGGCACAUGGAGCAGCACGCCUCCUUCAAGCCCUUCCGCUGUGCCCACUGCCAUUACUCCUGCAAUAUCUCGGGCUCCCUGAAGCGGCACUACAACAGGAAGCACCCCAAUGAGGAGUAUGCCAACGCAGGCACCGGGGAGCUGGCCGCCGAGGUGCUCAUCCAGCAAGGUGGUUUGAAGUGUCCUGUUUGCAGCUUUGUAUAUGGCACCAAAUGGGAGUUCAACAGGCACUUGAAGAACAAACAUGGCUUGAAGUUGGUGGAAAAUGAAGGAGACUCCAAGUGGGAGCCAACAACAGAAAAUCCUGAGGAACCCUCCACCCAGUACCUCCACAUCACAGAGGCCGAAGAGGAUGUUCAGGGGACGCAGGCGGCCGUGGCCGCACUCCAGGACCUGAGAUACACCUCGGAGAGUGGUGACAGGCUGGACCCCACAGCUGUGAACAUCCUCCAGCAGAUCAUCGAGCUGGGCGCCGAGACCCACGACGCCACUGCUGUUGCUUCGGUGGUUGCCAUGGCGCCGGGAACUGUGACUGUCGUGAAGCAGGUAACAGACGAGGAGCCCAGCUCCAACCACACAGUCAUGAUCCAGGAGACGCUGCAGCAGGCCUCUGUGGAGCUGGCUGAGCAGCACCACUUGGUGGUGUCCUCCGACGACGUGGAGGGCAUCGAGACAGUGACGGUCUACACGCAGGGCGGGGAGGCCUCGGAGUUCAUCGUCUACGUGCAGGAGGCCGUGCAGCCCAUGGGGCCGCAGGCUGGGGAGCAGCAGCCUGUGCAGGAGCUCUAGAGGACACGGGCGUCUACCCCCACCGCAGGGAGGCCCCCUGCCAUCCCACCCCGCCCAGCGGCCCAGACGGUACCCUCCCUGUCCUUGUCACUGGCAGUCCAGGACCCGUGGCUCGACUCUCAUUCCCUUCCCUGGCACACACACUCACACGCACACACACCUUUGCCCUAUAUCAUCUGCUUCCUGAAAGGCUUUUGCAUCACCUCCCCUGCACACCCCCCAUACCUCAUUGCCCCUUCGCUGCAAGAUUCAGAGACACCCAGCCCCCCUCACGUCUUCCCCGAAUCACCUCCCGGACUCCUCAACCCCCAUCUAGGUGCACAGUUCUCCUCCUGGGUCCUGUGGCUCCUGUGCAGCCUGGAGGAAAUGGGGCAGCCUCACUUAGAAAGUGACCUUAGGGGGAAGGGGGUACCGUCUGGGCUUCAUCUACAGAGUCCCUGCCCUCAAGCAGCCAGGGCACUUGUUAUCAAGCGAAGUCAACAGGAUUCGAGGACCUGUGACUCCCCGCACUGGUGGGGGCUCAGCUUAUUACCUUGGAAUUCUUUUGCUUAAAAAAAAAAAAAAAAA
Choloepus didactylus (southern two-toed sloth) is the source of this 4432-nucleotide messenger RNA. RefSeq names its product zinc finger and AT-hook domain containing (gene ZFAT). Gene Ontology annotation, biological process: regulation of DNA-templated transcription. The record is from RefSeq and is a predicted model, not a curated record. Lineage: Eukaryota; Metazoa; Chordata; Mammalia; Pilosa; Megalonychidae. Gene Ontology annotation, molecular function: DNA-binding transcription factor activity, RNA polymerase II-specific; RNA polymerase II cis-regulatory region sequence-specific DNA binding.